This is a messenger RNA of Neocloeon triangulifer, 1818 nucleotides long. RefSeq lists its product as uncharacterized. Gene Ontology annotation, molecular function: double-stranded DNA binding; transcription coregulator activity. The record is from RefSeq and is a predicted model, not a curated record. Gene Ontology annotation, biological process: regulation of transcription by RNA polymerase II. NCBI's taxonomy places the organism in Eukaryota, Metazoa, Arthropoda, Insecta, Ephemeroptera, Baetidae. The transcript is spliced from 6 exons. Gene Ontology annotation, cellular component: nucleus. The coding region runs from base 303 to 1298 and encodes 331 amino acids.
UUAAAUUUACACAGUUUCGCACAGUUUAAAAACUAAUUACAAAACAAAACUUCAUCUAUGUAUUUUUCGUAUGUAUGAAAAAUUGCAACAUCGCUCUCAUGUGAGGAGAUUCUUUUCUCUCUUCAAGCGAGACAAAGCGAGCUCUGUUCGUCUGUUCGUUUCGUUCUGUCGUUACAGCGAAAAUCAAGUGUCAAGUGCAGUCGAGUUGAGAUUUAUGAGAGAAAGGAGCGCGUAUCUCUAGGAUAAGGUGUAUAUAUUAAUCAAUUGCUACGUCUAUACGUGUGUUAAUAACAACCCAAGGAAUGGAAGGUCUGAUUAACGUGAAGCCAGAACCAGAUGAAGAUGAAGAUGAAGUGGAGUGGAAAGUGUACGAAAAAUUGGUCAAAAUGGGCCUCUUCGAAUCUAAUGCAUUUUCCGAUGAAAAGAGCUACGGAGAAAGCGGCACUUCCAGCAGGAAGCAGAAUUUUGACGAUAGCUCCGACCUGGACGAAGAAGAUCUCAAGAAGAAUGUGUCCAAGUUGCUGGCUUCCGAUGUGAAGUUAGAGCAGGAUGAGGACCUGUUUUCUGACGUUGAAGAAGAUCAGUCGUCCGAAACUGAGGCAAAGCCUCUCAAAAAGGGCCGAAGAGGACGCAAACGAAAGCAUUCUGAUUCUUCCAAGCAGGCGCCCUUGUUUGAUUUGGGCGAACUUGUGUUCGCUCAGGUCAGAGGCUACAACCCGUGGCCUGCCAGGAUUGAUGAUAUCAUUGAGCAUGCCUCCGGCAACACGGAUCUUUGCAAAUACCAAGUUUUCUUCUUCGGAACCCAUCAAAAGGGUACUUGUGGGCCUAAAUUCAUCAAGCCAUUUGGUCCUCACAAGGAAGAAAUGCUGAACAAGUACAGUCGUAAAUUGUACCAUCAAGCUUGUGUCGAGCUCCAGUUCAAUCCUCAAGCUACUGCUCCACCCCCAGCACCUCCUAAAGCAAAGGUUGAAAAUAAGAAACCUGCAGACAAGAAGAUCCUGACUGCAAAGAGGAGAAAGUUGACUCUGCGGUCAUCAAAACUUCCGUUCUUGACCAGAUCCCUCUUCAACAACAGAUCCUUCUAUUUCGGCAAAUUCAAUGAUGCUGGUGUGAAUAAGUGUGACAAACCAACCACUUGGAAACCAAUCUGGUGUGAGCGGAAACCCAUUGGAGAAAACGACGAGGAAGCGUUGAAGGAGGUGACUGAGAGUGAAUUCGGUCAAACACUUGGUAGGGUUGCUUCGGCAGUUGCACUGUUGAAGACCAUGGCUGACAAAAUGCUGCACAAAGUUUUCUAAUCACCUGAUCUACACUAAUUUGUAAGCUUCUGAAAUUCAGUGCUAAUUUUGAUGCUGAGAAAAUUGUUGCAGUCAGCAAAAUGUGUACUGAAAAUUUUCCUAUUUAUGUUUAUUUAUUUCCAAUGUUCAGUUUUAUUUUUUGCUGGUCCAACAUUGAAAGUUUCCUAAUAUAUGGCACAAAUAUUGAAUUUCUUAACUGAAAUCUUGAACAGGAGGCCUACAAUUUUGCAUCUGUCGGUAACUGUAAUUAGUUUUUCUAUUUAUAUGAAGAUGUACAACUCAGGAAUAUAAUAGUAUUAUUUGAAGAUGAAAUAGAGUAAGGAAAUUGAAUUUCUAUAGUAUCUUGUAUUUUUCUAUCUUUAAUAUUUACAUUGCAAGUAAAAAUUCAAAUACAAAUCAGCUAUCUCAGAAAACAUAAUAUUGCCAUUGUAGCUAUUUCUAAGAAUAUAAUAUGGCACACUUGCCACAGAAAUUUAUAAAAAAAUUGCAAAUAAACAAGGAUAAAAAAAAUUAUUGAAAA